AGCAUGAUUUCAUUCCACGGCCGACCGUCGACAAGUGCGGUUGCAAUACAUUCAUCGGCAUUCAAGAACUUUAUAAAAAUGGAUUUCAAGUUCCUGUUCGUGUUGUGUGUGGCGUGCCUGCUGCUAACUAGCGUGCUGUCGAAGCCUAUUGCUGAUGGAUCUGCUGAGGCCAUCGGUGAUGAAAGUGCCUCAUCACCUUCGUCACCGUUAUUGAGGGUGAAACGACACAUUGCCGGCGACCCCAAAUGUCCGAAGGGCCAAGAGAAAAUCAAUGGCAUCUGUACUGAAAAGAGUGACGACUACUGAACUCCUAAGCGAUGGUAGUGGAUAGAGUUCUGCACCUUGAAGAACUACUUACGCUAAUUAUGAGAAAUUGCAGAUUUGUACAGAAAGGGCGAAAACGUGUUGGAUCAUUACAAGUGCUACUAUGGGCUUUGUUACAAUGAAAAUAAUGACAGAAAUGGUAAUGAUUACACAUUAAUGGUUAUAGUAGUUGCCAUUCUGCGUGUUUGUUUUUUUAUACUUAAGUAUAGUGUAAAUAAGAUCUAGUCUGACGGAUUUGUAUUAUUGUGUAAAUAAAAUAUCAUAGAAUUAGAUGUAUUAUAACAGCUAUAUUGCUGUUAGUACCUGUGAUCUAAGCUUUAUUAUUUAAGUUUAUUUAUUAGCAUUCCACGUGUAUGUUGUGAUUGUUCGCCAUCAAAAACUGGUUGUUAUAAAUAUAAAAAUUAUAUUAAUUUAAA
This is a messenger RNA of Manduca sexta (tobacco hornworm), 740 nucleotides long. RefSeq lists its product as uncharacterized. The transcript has 2 exons. The coding region runs from base 4 to 306 and encodes 100 amino acids. Lineage: Eukaryota; Metazoa; Arthropoda; Insecta; Lepidoptera; Sphingidae. The record is from RefSeq and is a predicted model, not a curated record.